AAGAGUGUUUUUUAUGAGACAAAAGUAAAACUAAAGUGGUAUAUUUUAAUGCAUAGAGUUUCACAUCGGACGGCAAAUAAGCUUUUGUUGCUUUGUGACAAAUGGAGGGUCCUUAGCUCUCUUUCUCUCUCUCUCAAAAAACGAAACCAGGAAAAAAGAAGGGAAAUACUUUCUCGUCUUAGUUAUUGCUUCUGAGUAGAAAUCAUAUCAGAAAAUCCGUAAACAAAAUUUAAUUUGUUUGAUUUUGAUCCUCUUCUUCAGCUUCUGAUCCACCAAUCCAAUCAGCAGGCUGUGACUUUUUUUUUUUUUUAAAUCUGAUGUCUCCGCUACUUGGCGUGGAGGAGGAAGGGGUUCAGAGCAAUGUAACUUUACUGGGUUCUUCAGGCUCAAUGGACAGUGUGUGCCAGAAUAGUGCUGAAUUGAAGGAGCAAUACAUGGGCUUGUCUGAUUGUUCUUCCGUGGAUAGCUCUGUCGCCUCCCCUGUGUCUGAGGAAAGCAAGGGUAAUUUGAAUCUGAAGGCAACUGAGCUUAGGCUUGGGCUUCCUGGAUCUCAGUCGCCUAAAAGAAAUCCAGAGCUUUGCUUGUUAAGCUCUCCUCAACUCGAUGAGAAACCCCUUUUUCCUUUACAUCCUUCUACUGAUGGUCACUGCUUUGCAUCACAAAAGACUGUUGUUUCAGGCAACAAAAGAGGGUUCUCUGAUGCAAUGGAUGGGUUCUCAGAGGGUAAAUUUCUUUCUAAUUCGAAAGUAGAUGUGAUGCUGUCACCCAGGCCUUCUUCGAACUUGGGGCUGAAACCAGGUUCCGUGCUUGAGAACCUUGGGGCUCAACCCACAAAAGUCAAAGAGAUAAUGAACCAGAAGGUGGUACAGGACAGGCCUCAUGCUGCCAAUGAGACCAGGGCCAAUCCUAAUGCAUCUGCUAACAAUAACAGUGGUGCACCUGCUACCAAGGCACAGGUUGUCGGUUGGCCUCCUAUUAGAUCAUUUAGGAAGAACUCUUUGGCCACCACUUCAAAGAACACUGAUGAAGUAGAUGGAAAGGCAGGGGCUGGUGCUCUGUUUGUUAAGGUCAGCAUGGAUGGUGCUCCUUAUUUGAGGAAAGUAGACUUGAAAAACUACUCUAAAUAUCAGGAGCUCUCUUCUGACCUUGAGAAGAUGUUUAGCUGUUUUACAAUAGGUCAGUAUGGAUCUCAUGGAACCCUGGGCAGGGAGCUGCUAAGUGAAAGCAAGCUGAAGGAUCUACUACAUGGAUCAGAGUAUGUUCUUACUUACGAGGAUAAAGAUGGUGACUGGAUGCUUGUGGGUGAUCCAUGGGAGAUGUUUAUUGAUACCUGCAAAAGGCUGAGGAUCAUGAAAAGCUCUGAUGCCAUUGGACUCGCCCCAAGGGCCGUGGAAAAAUGCAGGAACCGGAACUAGCAAGCAUCACACAUGAUUAUUGCUAUCCAUCCAGCAGCCUUUCUGGAGAAGAUGUAGAAUCAUUCAAGAUUCUUUCUGAAGGGAUGAGAGGAUGUUGGAGUGGGUAGAGGAGAUCAUGGGUAUCUGCUUUCCUAUGUUGCCAUGUUUAUCUUCUCUUUGCAAGGGAAUUUAUGUCACGGAAGCCUAUUUUAGUCUAAAAUUAUAAAACCAUCAAGGCCUAGUGUUUGUGAGUAUCUUUAAGAUCCAAUCAGUUUAGAGUCUGGACAAGUCCCUGUUCACACACAGGAUCUUUGUUUGUAAAGUGCAUUGUUUGUUGAAUCUUUAUCGUGUGUGUUUGUAUGGUGGAAGACCUCGACAUUAUCUGUAACCCUGACAUGAUUGUAUUAACUGUGUUGCUGCUUGUGUGUUGAUUCUGCUUAUCCAUUAUUUGCAAGCAUUUUUAGUUA
This is a messenger RNA of Theobroma umbraticum, 1861 nucleotides long. The record is from RefSeq and is a predicted model, not a curated record. Lineage: Eukaryota; Viridiplantae; Streptophyta; Magnoliopsida; Malvales; Malvaceae.